This is a messenger RNA of Drosophila takahashii, 554 nucleotides long. RefSeq lists its product as uncharacterized. Lineage: Eukaryota; Metazoa; Arthropoda; Insecta; Diptera; Drosophilidae. The record is from RefSeq and is a predicted model, not a curated record.
AUGGAUUGGCUUGAUAAUAUUUGUGCUGAAAGUCGUUCAAAGUUUUUCGCAAAUCAUCAAGCUCCUAAAAUUCAGCGGGAAUAUAAAGAUGGCCUAAUGAGCACACAAGAGUGCUAUAGCUUGAUAAAGAAAAAUAUAAAGCCUAAGAAUGCCAAUCAAGAAGAAGUAUUUUGGAAAAUACCCAUACUUCUUGUCUGCUUGGGCUGCAUUAUAGUCAUUUUGAUGGCAUUCUGCUUCGCAUUCCAGUGCUUGAUAACUAAGGUAAAAGCAGCAAGAUUGCCUAAGCAACUCGACUUUGACAUUUGCAAAGUCGAAAAUUCAAAAAACCAUUCAAGAAUCCACAAGGCCAGCCAAAGCGAACAACCAACCAAGGAAGAGAAGAAGUGCUGCACUUGCUUGAAUUGAACGAGGUUUAAAAAAAUGACUAUCAAAGUUAUAACAUACAUUUUUAUUCAGAAUGUCAAUUAAAGAGCAAGAAAGAAUGAAACAAUAUUUCACGCGAUGGCUCAACCCUUGCCCUUUCACCACCCUUUCACGUGGCACCCUCGAAAUUC